CCCCCCCUCCCUCAAUGUCAUGCUGUGGGUGGGGCCGAGCAAAUGAAUGACAACUUGUGCUUAGUGCUGGGAUGUCUUCUUGGCUCCGAUCUGCCUUCUGAGCCGCUGCGGCGCUCUCCGUCCCCCUUCGUUCUCUCAUUAUCUUCAUCUGUACACACACAUCCAUCCUCUCUUUUUCUGCAUCCUUCCUGCAUCUUUAUUCUCUCCGCUUCCUGCUAACGGAGGCGGGCAAGCUUCCCAGUGUUGGUGCAUCCAGCAGGUGCAGCCUCUCUCUCCCCCUCCCUCCCUCCCUCUCUUUGCUCUACCAGUGUGCACUCCGCUCUGUCUGAUUUUUUUCUUUUUUUUUCCUCCUCAUUCGUUCUCCGUCUCUCAGGGAGGCAGCUGCAUGUGCGUUUGCAUCAGGUAAAGACAGCUGCAUCUCCGGAUGGCGUGGUCCUCCGCGGCGGAUGGAUGGAUGAGCCUCUGCGUUUGCAGAUCUUUAUCCUGGAGUGGGGCGCACAUUUUUAAUCAGCUCUGAAAAAAGAAGCAUCCCAAAGAAAUGGAAAUGCCGCGGAUCCCGGCAGCCUGAGCGACGAAUCCCAGGCUGUGAUUGGAGAGAGCUUCCACAGACUUCAGUCCUCAGACUCCAUGGAAUAUUUCUACAUUUUGCCAAUCUUUGCAUUUCUCUUCCAUCUCCAGCUUCGUUUUUCCCAUUGAUUCACCUGAUUCCUGUUUAUCCAUCUCCCUCUAUUUUUCAUACUUCUGUGGUGGAAUGUUUCCUGCAAAAAGCAGAGAGGAGGCUUUUUUGCUGCAGUAUUAACGAAGGCUUGUACUGAUCCAGCGGAGAGCUGAGUGGACAGCUUGGGGAAAUCUGAUCCACAGCUGGCAAGGAGCGGGAUCACUCAUCACAGCUGCAGAUUUAUCCGCCCUGUGAUACUGCGUGACAACACCCGUCUCUGUUUCUCCUCAUCUUAAGUCUGGAUCUGGGAAAUAAGUGGAUUCUGCUCUUUGAUUAUGUUUUUUACUUCAAUAGAUGGCACUAAGGAAUCAGGAUGCCUCAGAAACUAAAAGGGAGAUAAUUUAGGGGCGAAGCAAACCGAUGACGAUGGGAGAGCGCUGAUAUAUGCAGAGGCAAAAAGUCUCGAAAUACAAAUAGACAGAUAUUUUAGAAGCUGGCUCGGCUUAUAGUGUGGGAACAGGCUGUAUUAAGGAAGAGAAAUAUGGUGCUGAAGUGGACGGGGAAGCAAGAGGACCCACCCUGCAAGUUUCCCACAUUGAUACCAUCCCAUUGUGGACUGUAAAAGGAGGGGGGGUUGUAACCAAGAGACGGCAGAUCUAGAUUUUUGCUGCAGUGUCGUCCAAGCAUGGAUCCUAUGGAUUUAACUCCUGUUCAGUUGUUUUGAAGGCGUUUCUGGUCGUGUUUGGAUCUCCUUUUUCCUCCUGGAAGAGGCAUCUCUCCUCCUGCGAACAUUCUGGGGUCGCCUGGUGGACUGACUGAGCAGAGCAGGACUAAACAGGGACUAAUCAACAGAUUAUCCUUCCUCAUUAGCUUCCCUGUGUGUGAAUGUGUGUGCAUUUCUGACCGUUUGUCUGCAUGGAUCCCCCACCCCCUCGCCCCUCUGUAUCUUUGAAUUCGUGAACUUGAUCUCGGUGUUUUUCGGGUGCUCUAUACAUUUCCCUCUCUCUGUCUUUACAUGUUUGGCAUUGUCUGGAAGCCAGGCGUUGUCACCAGGCGUUGUCAUCAAGGUAACCCCUGAAGAGGAUGAGUGAGUGCUCGGGGGCAGUUGUGUCUGGGGGAGUAAUCAUGGAAGAGCCCGAGGGUUCUGGGCCCUCUGGGGCCCGCGGGGAGGGCCAGGCUCAGGACAGAGGGCCGUUUCGCUGUGCUUUCUGGCCUCGUCAGCAAACGUGGCUGUGUGUGGUCCCUUUACUCAUUGGCUUCAUUGGUCUGGGAUUAAGCCUGAUGCUACUCAAAUGGAUUGUCGUGGGCACAGUGCGGGAUUACGUACCAACAGACUUGGUGGAUGCUAAUAGAAUAGGUCAAGAUCCGAUAUUUCUUUCAAAGCCAAGCGGGAUUCCCAAAAAUCCCGAAACUACAACAACUACAACCACUCCUACGGUGGAAAGUAGGAGCCACACACCUAGAACUGUAACGGUGGCAAAAGGCAGGACUGGCAAUACUGCUACCACCACCACUACUGUCAAUCCAAGAGGGGGCGGAGCCUCCGGUAGUCUGGUGACCCCUUGGAAUCCUGGGAACCGUAACGGACGCGGACCGUCGGGUUUUACUACAACUGUCGUAGCAACUUGGACGACCUACAUAAUUGGAGGAGCGAGUCCUAGCUUAUCUCCGCCCAAUCCAACGGUUCUCCACGACUCCACACAAAUUUGGACGGCGGAACGUACCACUACGGAGGCCGUCUCUACCACCGUCACAACACGUUCGUAUGGCCAUCGCAAAACACCUUCUCCGACCGUCCCUCCCCUCCACUCGGAGCAUUUCAAACCCUGCCAUGAGAAGGACUUGGCCUACUGCCUGAACGGAGGAGAAUGCUUCGUCAUCGAGACGCUCAGCGGUCCUCACAAGCACUGCAAGUGUCGAGAGGGCUACCAGGGAAUCCGCUGCGACCAGUUUCUGCCAAAGACAGAUUCCAUCCUGUCAGAUCCAAAUCAUUUGGGGAUCGAGUUCAUGGAAAGCAAAGCCGUGUACCGGAGACAGGUGCUGCUGAUCACAUCCAUCGCCAUGGCGAUCGGCCUGCUGGGAGUCCUGUGCAUGGCUCUGUACUGCAGCAACAAGAGGCGUAGGGAGAAACUCCAGGCCCACCUGAAGGAGAGUCACAGCCUGAAACGCUACACUACUAAUGCCCACAGUGCACAAGACUCCAAGAUGAGGGCCCCAAACACCAGCCUGCAGAUGCACCAGUACUGUCCAUCCUCCACCUCUCGGCCGGGAAACAUUUGUAACUCUGGCUUUGUCCACUGCAGCGUGGCUACUGCACCAUGUACCAGUUCCAGAGGCCCGUCAAAGCAGAACAGAGGCGGCUCUUCGCUGCAGAACCCGGAUCAGAAGAGAAGACCGUCCCAUUGGCCGUCCGCUUGCAGGACCCCCCUCAGAGCAAAGUCCAUCCCACCUGGAGAGUCCAAGUAUUCAGGCCCCACCUACCAGCACCUCCGGGAGGCCGAGGGGUCGGAGAAAGAGGCCGAGGUGCAGAGAAGAGUCCAAACGGAAGAAGAAAAUGGGACCAGUGACUCCCGGCGUGGAUCCUCGGCACAGACUCCUCUCUCCUCAAAGAUCCUCUCGUCUUUGUGCGGCCGUACGGAGCUUCCCUCGGGUCCGCGACCUCCGCCGGAGCGCCGCGACCCCGCUCAGAACCGCUCCACCUCCCUCCCCUUCUGCUCCUGCUCCAUCCCCGUCAUCACCUCCGUCCAGUGUCACCACCAAAACGAAGUGUCUUGUAUGCAAACGGGCGUUGCCCCGGCAACCGCCUCCACCCCCUGCAAGGAGGCGAAGAAGAAGAAGGCGGUCCAGGCCCGGCUGUUCCCCGCCUCCUGCGCGUCGUCCGAAGGCCAGCAGCAGGACGAGGUGGCCCUGCUCCUGGAGGAGGCGCAGGAGCAGCUCAGGGCUUUGGCGCUGGCCCACAGGAAGCACAAGGAGGGCGGGAUCCACGGCGGCGAGGUGGAAGCCAGAGAGACAGUUUGCUUUCUGAACCUUAACGCGGGAGGGCCGAGCGGGCCGGUGUGUAACGGACCCACUCAGAUCCAGUUACUCAGCCCCAGUCUACCAUACAGAGACUUGGGCCAGCUGGGCCAAUAACUGAUCUAGGACUUUCUGGUUCUGGUCCGACGAACCCAGACGUUCUGUAUCUGUGGGGUGUGGUUAAAACUGCAGAAAACUAAAAAAAAAAAACAAACAUAUGCACACUGAAUGAAGACAAACUGGGUGAAAACGGCCACCUUUACUAAUACACACCAACAUGCAAACGAAGGAGAAACUCACAUGCAUUUUUAUAGAAAAAACAAAAACAAACAAACAAGGGAAACACUUCUAUUCAGACAAAAAGAAAAAACCAAAUAGUCUGUCAAAUCUAUGGUGUUUUUAUUGUAAAAAAUAUAUAAAUUUAUAAAUAUCUAUAAAUAUAUGGGUAUUAUUUUAUGGAAUUCAAAAAGUCAUCAAGCCCAAGACCACAGGAGUGACCCCACACCAUUUACUCUUAUUUUUAUUUGGUUUAUCCCAGUUCUGGAUCAAGUGUGACACUUUUUGGCUCAGAUGAGGAGAAUCAGUGACUGCCAUCCGAAAAAAGGAGAAUUUAUUCCCUAAAAAAAAGAACCGCGCACUACACAGCCAAGAAUUGUGUUUGAAUCUGUGUUGUUAAAAAUAAAAAAAACUUGAAAGUGAAGAAUUAAAGCAGCCACUCAGCAGA
Messenger RNA from Oryzias melastigma (Indian medaka), 4397 nucleotides. Its product is annotated as pro-neuregulin-3, membrane-bound isoform. Bases 1742 to 3790 code for a protein of 682 amino acids. NCBI's taxonomy places the organism in Eukaryota, Metazoa, Chordata, Actinopteri, Beloniformes, Adrianichthyidae. Gene Ontology annotation, molecular function: chemorepellent activity. The transcript has 9 exons. Gene Ontology annotation, biological process: intracellular signal transduction; nervous system development; animal organ development. The record is from RefSeq and is a predicted model, not a curated record.